AUGGACAGUUGGAGAGUAGCCGUGCUGGGCGACGGUGGUGUCGGGAAAACGGCGCUGGCUGUUCAGUUCACGCUUAACUGCUUCACUUAUGAUCCUACAAUAGAGGAUGCGUAUAGAAAGCAACUUGUAGUCGACAAUCGGAUGUGUUUUGUAGAGGUUAUUGACACUGCGGGUCAAGAGGAGUACGCAACUUUACGCGACCAGUGGGUACGCGAGGGUCAAGGAUUCAUCCUUGUGUAUUCCAUCGCGUCGCGGGCGACAUUUGAUCGUCUGGACGUCUUCCGCCAAUCAAUGAUGCGGGUGAAACGUCAAAAGCCUAUUUUUAUGCUCGUUGGCAACAAGUGUGACAAAGGAUAUGAACGGGAGGUUUCUCGAGAGGAGGGGCAAGCGCUGGCGCGGCAAUUUGGUUGCGAUUUCCUGGAGACAUCCGCGAAAACAGCUCAAAAUGUGGAGCGUCUCUUCACAAGCCUUGUCCGUAUGCUUCGUAACACGAAACAGACAGAGCAGGCAUUGGCAACCCCAGGGAGGCCACUCGAGAAGGAGAAGAAGCGGAAAUGUAUUAUCAUGUAG
This is a messenger RNA of Heterobasidion irregulare TC 32-1, 570 nucleotides long. RefSeq lists its product as uncharacterized. The transcript is spliced from 5 exons. Gene Ontology annotation, cellular component: plasma membrane. Gene Ontology annotation, biological process: signal transduction. Gene Ontology annotation, molecular function: GDP binding; GTPase activity; GTP binding. The record is from RefSeq and is a predicted model, not a curated record. The coding region runs from base 1 to 570 and encodes 189 amino acids. Lineage: Eukaryota; Fungi; Basidiomycota; Agaricomycetes; Russulales; Bondarzewiaceae.